AUGGACGACUCUCCCUAUUCUGAGUUUAUCCAGAAGAUAAACAAGAACGAUGUUGACGCAAAAAUCAAUGGCGUCUCCAAGUUACAACAGCUCUUUGAGAGCGGCGUGGAAGUCACGGACUCGGAUCCAAUCAUUCAAGCCCUCAAAACAUGCCUCCGCACAUCGAACCAACAUCUUCAGACCGCAACGCUCUCUGCUAUACCCCCUUUCCUCUCUCUUAUCUUGUCACAUACCCUCAGCCGACCCUUGCCCACUUCCGGCCCCGCUUCUUCAACCGCAUCCACAUCUUCCGCUGGCUCAUCUUCCAUCGACACGCCAACUCUCCGUCAAAUCCUUGCGGCAUUCCUUCCUUCUCCUGGUAUCAUCGAGCGCCUGAGUGAUGCGAAAGAGAAGAACAGAGACAAGGCGCGCGAGAGUCUAGUCGUCCUCGGCGGGUUCGCGUUUCGAACAGGCAGCUCUUCGUUGACGAAAUCCGGAAGUGGAAAGGGGCAGGAGCCUCCUAUGCUGAUAUUCGAAAGAUAUCUCAAAGAGAGUGGGCUUGGGAGUAAGGUUUGGAGAGUCCGCGAGCAGUCCAUUCUGACUUUGGUUCAUAUCCGACGCAAUCACCAUAUGUUCCCUCUUCGUCCUUAUCUCUCGCUUCUGGUUGAGGCACUUGAAGAUGGUGACAGUACUGUCCGCGAAGUUGCUCGUUCUUCUGUUGUAGAACUAUUCACAGGACCCGGCGUGACCGACGCCGCACGUUCUGACCUCAAAAAGGAGCUCACCAAGAAAGGCGUCCGGAAAGCCAUCAUCGACGAUGUUCUCGCUAAAGUGCUCGGCGGGCGGAGUGGAAAUGGAAGUGAGAUGGGAUCGGAGAAUGGAGACGCUCCUGCGCCGGCGAAGAAAGAAUACAUUCCGCCGAGCCUGGCUUUGCAGCAGAGGAAGAAUCCGUCGUCUUCUUCGACGUCCACGUUGGAGAGGCCUGGCGGUGCGAGCGGUGGAAUGUCGAGGUCGGUUAGUCAAGGGACCGGGUUAUCGAGACCGCCCAGUAGGGCUGCUGCACUAUCCUCGUCUACACCUGCAACUCCGGUGGGAGAGGGUAAUUCAGACGUGCAGCCUGUUUAUAUUGCUUCAAGCAAGGAUCUAGAGAAUGAGAUCGAGAAACAUUUUGGAUCAGCAUUUGAGGGCAAAGAAACCGAGCAUAACUGGUCGGCCCGAGAUCAAGCUGUCAUUCGGGUACGAGGUAUGCUCAAGGGUGAAGUUCACGUACACUUUCGAGAAACGUUUUUGUCACACUUGAAGCAGAUAGCAGAGGCCUCGAUUAAGACGCUGUUGAGUCUUCGAACCAUCGUUGCCACAAGCACCUGCGCACUUUACACUGAGCUAGCCAUUGCUCUUGGUCCGGCUCUUGACCCAGUCUGCGAAGUCAUCCUCAGGAACCUGCUGAAGAUGUCCGGUUUUACGAAGAAGAUUGCUGCUCAAUCCUCACAAGCCUGUGUUACCACUGUUCUGACUCACAUAUCUGCUCUACCCCGCGUGAUCAUCCCUCUCCUGGCUGAAUUCACGAAGGAGAAGACAGCUCAAGCACGCCAAUACGUGGCUGAACACCUCAAUGUCUAUAUCACUACGCAUGGCGCACGCUCGAAGUAUCUUAUUGAAGCGCACGGACUCGACAAACUCGACGAAUCCCUGCGCAAGGUUCUUAUAGAUGCCAACCCGGGAGUUCGCACCAACGCUCGGAUGGCCUUUUGGGCGUUCCAAGCUGUUUGGCCCGAACGAGGUGCUCUUAUCAUGGCAGCUCAGGAUGCGACAAAUCGCAAACAACUCGAGAAGGCCUGCCCGAACCCUGACAUGCUCGAAUCCGUCCCUCCUACUCCCGCUCCCGUGGCGAAGAAAUCUGUGGCGCAGCAGAUCGCGGCGACGAGGGCGAAGGCGAGGGUUAUUAACCAUGAUCCUCCGUCAUUGCGCCACCAGGCCACCUCAGCCGCACGGACGAUAUCUCCCCCUCAGAAACGCGCGAUCUCGCCUUCGAUGUCUUCCAAGAGCCUCAGCGAGCGCGCCCCGUCUCCCGUCUCAAGGCAGUCGACUGCUUCACCGUCGUCUCCUAGGCAGCGAAUUGUGUCGAGCGGGAGUGCGACGAUGAGCAAAUCGAGGGUAGUGUCGCAUUCGAGGACACCCUCGAGCGAGUCCGUUCCGUCCACGUUUUCUGUGCAGCGGCAUCCUAUCCCGACAAUAACCCAUCAACCUCCCCCUCCGAUCUCUCCCCCACGAGCUUCCGUACUGAAAAGAGCGAUGCUAACCGCCUUGCCCGCUUCGCCACCUUCUACCGUCCUCACACCGCCCACGCCGACACCUAGGAAGAAUUUCGACAUCCCUCCUAUCGCUUCUCAAGAACCACCUCCCCGUCUCAAUUUCAAUAUUCCCAGAGAUUCUGAUGCCAUGGACUUCACCACCGAGCCAUCGCUCCUCACCGCCAUAGCUAUUCCUCUACCCGAGGACGACAGUGACUCAGACAUGGACCUGGACGACCCCAACCUCAUCUCUUUCUCAUCUCCCUUCGAGAAAUAUCCCCCUCCUUCAGGAGCUCAUCCGCCUGUUCCUCUGUCUCCACAAUCCCUGACGCGCUCCCGAAACAACUCGAACUCGCCACGUUCCACCGGCUCUAGACUCGGAAUGUCGUCCCCUCCGGCCAGUGCUGGUCAACCUCUCGUGGAAGAUGCCAUGCGCGCACGAGCAGAGCAAGCCGAAAGCGCCGCCGAAAGGCUCCUCGAGCUCGUCGAACCCGACGAGACGAUCAAUCAAGAACCACAGCACUCCCUCCUGCUGAGCAGUAACUCGGCCACACAGAGGAUGAAGCUGCAGCAGGUGACACCACCGAGGACGACGUCGGGGAUGCAAGUGAGGCCGUUGACGACGACGGUGAGGGCGCCAGUGACGCCGCAGGGGAAGAGCACGAUUUGGAAACAGGUGGCUGCGUUCCAGGAUAGCCCGGCUUAUAAAGGAGGGAAGGGCGCGCCUUCGCUGAUGGGGGAGUUGAAGACCGCUGCGAGGUCGAAGAAUGAUAGUGCGUGGUGGAGGAAGAGGAUGGCUUUGGUCACUCAGCGGAGGCCAACGAGAUCUUCUGAUCCGUUUAGCGAACUCCAAGGGUACAUCUCUCAGCUGGAGCAAGGCACGGCAGAUGUGGCCAUGCUCCAGAAAUUAGCGUUGUUCUGCAGCGCUCAUCCCGCCACGGACCUCAUCUCACCUCUCAGUUCGAAUCUCUCCUUCCCAUCCAGUCCUUCGCCCCUAUCAAGCUCGCAUCUGGGCAGCGGCAGUAGUUUGUCGAAGAAGGAUGUGUGGUCCGCGAGCAAGAAUUUCGAUAGGCUGUUAAGCGGACUGGACAAGUUCAUGGUACCGGAGCAGCCUGACGAACUGUUGGAGUACGGCCUGAUCGCACUUUGGGAGAUGUUGGAGCAUCAGCCUCUGCACGCUGAAGGACGCGAAGCCGACAUCUUCACUAUUCUCCUCCGGGUUCGAUACUCCAACAAACAACUCGUCAUGGAAGCAACCAACACUAUCCGGGACUCACUCGCCCAACAGAUCGAGCCCGUCUACGGUCUAACGACGAUGCAUGCAGCCCUCCUCGCGUUCCAAGCCGAGCCGGCCCCCAUCUCAGCUACGGCACCGGCGGAGACAAAGUCUGCGACGUAUGCGUAUGGGUUGAUCGCACUGGGGAAGUUUAUCUUGAGGCUGCCGGCUGAGAUUUUGGAGGAGGAGCUGCCGAGGAUGAAGAUGACGCUUAUCACGGCGCUGAAUGAUACCACCUCGCUCGUGGUGCGCGAGUCCGCCGCCGCCGUGCUCAUCUCGGCACAGGUCGUCCUCAGGGACGAGACGCACCUCUUCGCGCUCCUGGAUGGCCUGGCGGACGAGAAGAAGAACCUGUUGACUUAUCUGUUCGAUAAGCACGGGGCGAGGGGACAGGACGAGAACGGGAGCGGUAAUGCGCAUUCGCCGUAUAAUGGGCAUGGGCACGGGCACGGGAAUGGCGCGUUGGCGGCGGCGGGUGGGGUGGAUAGGUUGGAGAGGGAGAUGAGGAGGUUGGAUGGGAGGACGAGUACGCCGCCGAGGGGGGUCGUUUGAUCUUUCCUUCUACCCCGGCGGAGUGUAUUGUAUUUCUCUCGGUUCCGUUCCGUUCGUGCGCACGCAUGCAUUACAGAUGUAAGUGACAUUGUUUUUAGAAAUAUACCUCGCCUCUAGCGUUAUGUUCGUUAUAUGUUUGCUUUGCCUCCUGUGUUCUUGUUCUUGAUGAUUAUGCUUUUCUUUCUUCUUCUUGAAGUUUGCCAGUUUUGCCUACUACUACUAAUACUUGGUAGCUUUCUUUUCUGAUUCCCUUUGAUAGCUGGCUCGCGCUUCGUCUGUGUAUCGUUACCGUCCGGCUCGGCCGUCGACUACUCACUGUCUUUAAAUGAUACCUGAAUUCGAGUCUCG
Messenger RNA from Stereum hirsutum FP-91666 SS1, 4446 nucleotides. RefSeq lists its product as uncharacterized. Gene Ontology annotation, molecular function: microtubule binding. NCBI's taxonomy places the organism in Eukaryota, Fungi, Basidiomycota, Agaricomycetes, Russulales, Stereaceae. Bases 1 to 4098 code for a protein of 1365 amino acids. The transcript has 11 exons. The record is from RefSeq and is a predicted model, not a curated record. Gene Ontology annotation, cellular component: microtubule organizing center; mitotic spindle; spindle microtubule. Gene Ontology annotation, biological process: mitotic spindle assembly.